Hypanus sabinus (Atlantic stingray) is the source of this 3243-nucleotide messenger RNA. It is a transcript of the gene necab2, whose product is annotated as N-terminal EF-hand calcium binding protein 2. Gene Ontology annotation, biological process: regulation of amyloid precursor protein biosynthetic process. NCBI's taxonomy places the organism in Eukaryota, Metazoa, Chordata, Chondrichthyes, Myliobatiformes, Dasyatidae. The record is from RefSeq and is a predicted model, not a curated record. Gene Ontology annotation, cellular component: cytoplasm. Gene Ontology annotation, molecular function: calcium ion binding.
GUGUGAAGAUGUGCGCUCAGGAAUCCCGCUACUGCACGGACAGCGUCCAGCGCUUCGGCACCGCUCUUGACAAGCAGCCGCCGCGCCAACGCAGCAUCAGGAGUCUGGACGGGGUCCUGCGCUGGGUCUUCACCAAGAUGAACGAGAAGAAGUUCGGAGAGAAGGAACCCGCGAAAGGAGAGCCGCCGGCUUGUCAGGACCGGCCCACUCCCGACAACAGGAAGGGCAUCUCAGUCAUACUGGAUAUAUUCCGAAGAGCUGAUAAAAAUGAUGAUGGCAAGUUGUCCUUGGAUGAAUUCCGGGCCUUUUUUUCUGAUGGGACCCUCAAUGAAGAAGAACUGGAAAACCUCUUCCAUACGAUCGACCUGGACAAGACCAAUCACGUGGACACCGAGGAGCUCUGUGAUUACUUUGCCUCCCACAUGGGGGAUUACGAAGAUGUCCUGGCCGGGCUGGAGAUCAACCUUUCAAUUCUGAAAGCUAUGGACUACACCAAGAAGGUGUAUGAGAGUGGGAGCAAGUUGGACCAGUUUGUGACCCGAUUCCUGUUGAAGGAAACAGCCAGUCAAAUCCAGUCGCUCUUGACCUCUGUGGAAAGUGCAGUGGAUGCCAUCGAUGACCAGACGAGAGGGUUCGACAACAGUACGGUGAGCCAGGCAAUGGUGGGAAACUGGUACAACAGGCAGUCUCCAGCCGUCCCAGCAAACAACAAGCUGACAGCGAGGGACAAGAAACUGAAGACCAACCUGGUAACAGCCAGCAGAGGAGACAGCCUGGAGCUACAGAUCAACAGACUCGCUGAAUUAAUCGGCCGCCUGGAGGACAAGACAGUCUGGCUCGACCUGCAGCAGAAGGUGAUGGACAACGAGAACGUGAUCUGCUCGCAUCUCUUCCUGGUACGCCAGCACAUGACCGUUGGGCACAAGCACCUGGCAGAGUUCGGCAGCUCUCUCAAGCAAUAUCUGAAGGAUGUGUCAGCCCAGAGAGACUGCUUCCAUGUUACAGCUGUUAGGUUACCAGACAAAUUGGCCUAUGUCGUCUAUGAGUUUUGGGAGAGCGAGGAGCGAUGGAAGAAACAUCUUCAAAGUGAAGGGUCCAAAGCGUUCCAACAUGUCAAAGUCGAUGCGCUGACUCAGUCUGAGACUGUCUCUACGUUGUUCAUACCAGCUGCGUGGUGUACUCUGGAUGGAAAGUAACUGGCAACGUCGGGGACGUGGAGGGCUCGGAGUGCCGAUGACCGAACCCACACCGGCGUUUCUGAAAUGGCAGCUCCCACAAGAGGCUGAGAGCUUGGUCUAUUUUGUAAUGCAUUACUUCCAGGAAUAUUUGUUGAUAAUUUUGCGCACGUUAUUUAUUAAAGACAAUUGGUAUACCCGAGCUGAGCAUGUCUAACAGACCCUAUACAAGUGGCAGGAGCUCAGUUAGGGGAGAUCUGGGUGACCUGCUCUAUCGGUCCAGAUCCAUUCCCAGGCAGACACUUCGGUCUGCCCUGGUCCUGUGAUUUGACGUAGCUGUCCCUGUCCGACCUCGUUGUGAACAGGUUCAGAGUUGGCUCGGUCUGCCCUGGUCCUGUGAUUUGACGUAGCUGUCCCUGUCUGACCUCGUUGUGAAAAGGUUCAGAGUUGGCUCGGUCUGCCCUGGUCCUGUGAUUUGACGUAGCUGUCCCUGUCCGACCUCGUUGUGAACAGGUUCAGAGUUGGCUUGGUCUGCCCUGGUCCUGUGAUUUGACGUAGCUGUCCCUGUCCGACCUCGUUGUGAACAGGUUCAGAGUUGGCUCGGUCUGCCCUGGUCCUGUGAUUUGACGUAGCUGUCCCUGUCCGACCUCGUUGUGAACAGGUUCAGAGUUGGCUCGGUCUGCCCUGGUCCUGUGAUUUGACGUAGCUGUCCCUGUCCGACCUCGUUGUGAACAGGUUCAGAGUUGGCUCGGUCUGCCCUGGUCGUCUUCCAUGUGGGGUGAUCUGCCACUGUUGUUGGAGGGAGCCUCGGUCGUGUUCGCGAAGAGUUUGGUUGGAAGGAUCGGUACGGUUACAGCUGAAGCCACGUCCCAGCUGGUUCAGUACUUGUGUCCAUAGUCAUGGAAUGGAGCUUGAUGGCUCAGGUUCUCUGACAGACUCCACUCUCCUUCAGCUUUCUCUCAUCACUGACUCCCUUCCCAUCUCUCAGCGGUUUCGUCCAUUUCCCAAAUCCUCUUCUCUGUCCCUCCUGUACCUCUUCUCCACAGCAUUGCCUCAAACCUCACUCUGAUCUCCAGUGCCCCUAUGCUCCUGCCAUUUUCCAUUGCCCCCUGUUCGUCCUAUAACCCCUGCUCUAUUUCUUUAGCUCUCUCUUCCUCCUCCCUUCUCUCAAAGGCUCUCGCAGAUCAUUUGGACAAUAGAAACCCAGGAGAUGUUGGGCAUUAAAGGCAAUCAGACAGACACCGAUAAAUACACACCAAUAGAAGCUGAUUCACAGUCACAGUCUCAAAAAGAUAGCCAGAGACCCAAUGACCCACAGACACCAUCAUCCACAGACACAAUCACUCACAGACACAAUCAUCCACAGACACAAUCACCAACAGACACACAUCCACAGACACAAUGACCCACAGACCCAAAGACCCACAGACACAAUGACCCACAGACACAAUCACCCACAGACACAAUGACCCACAGACACCAUCACUCACAGACACAAUCACCCACAGACACAAUCACCCACAGAAACAAUGACCCACAGACACAAUGACCCACAGACACAAUCACCCAUAGACACAAUCACUCACAGACACAAUCACCCACAGACACAAUGACCCACAGACACAAUGACCCACAGACACAAUGACACACAGACACAAUCACUCACAGACACAAUGACCCACAGACAGAAUGACUCACAGACUCAAUCACCCACAGACGCAAUGACCAACAGACACAAUCACUCACAGACACAAUCACUCACAGACUCAAUGACCCAAAGACACAAUGACCCACAGACACAAUGACUCACAGACAAAAUGACCCACAGACACAAUCACUCACAAACACAAUCACCCACAGACACAAUCACCCACAGACACAAUGACUCACAGACACAAUGGACCCACAGACACAAUCACCCACAGUCACAAAGACCCACGGACACAAUGACCCACAGACACAAUGACCCACAGACUCAAUCACCCACAGACACAAUGACCCACAGACACAAUGACCCACAGACUCAAUCACCCGCAGACACAAUGACCCACAGACACAAUGACUCACA